This is a messenger RNA of Scatophagus argus, 3338 nucleotides long. Its product is annotated as FYVE, RhoGEF and PH domain-containing protein 4-like. Gene Ontology annotation, biological process: cytoskeleton organization; filopodium assembly. Gene Ontology annotation, cellular component: cytoplasm. The coding region runs from base 149 to 3088 and encodes 979 amino acids. Lineage: Eukaryota; Metazoa; Chordata; Actinopteri; Scatophagidae. The transcript has 16 exons. Gene Ontology annotation, molecular function: metal ion binding; guanyl-nucleotide exchange factor activity. The record is from RefSeq and is a predicted model, not a curated record.
UGCUUGUCAGACAGCCGGAUAUAUUAGAGAUUAAUUGAGCACGUGAGCUAGGCUAAUGAACGUCAGUCGCUCUCCCUCUUGUCCAUACAUUUCACUGUCUGCUGGAGAAGCGGUGGGCCGAAGUGGGAACUGAGGCGACUUAGUGACAAUGUUUGACUUGAAGAAGAGGAAUAGUUUGACUCUGAACUGCAGCCGUGAGACGGAGGAGUUCAGAAGGGUGGCGGUCCGCCGGAAGGUCAAAGGUGCUGCUGCUGCGGUGGACUGCCACUCCUCACAUACAGUAGUGAGUGGUGGGGUGUGUGGCUCGUACAGCUGUGGCCGUGCUUCUGACGGCGUCUCUGGUGUAGAGGAAGACAGAAGCCCAGCUAAAGGUUCACCUUUCAAACCACAGGUGCCUCCUAAACCAGCUCACCUCCAGAGUCCUCUGAGGGCAGGGCAACCUCAAGCCCAUAGUCCCACUACAGGAAAAACACUACCUCAGCCAGCUAAUGGAACAGAGCAAGACCAGAGCCCUAACAGAGCUUACAGCAUUGCUCUUUCCUGUGUCAGCCCAGCACAGAGUUGUCUCGGCUCCCCUAGUCCUAUCAGAGGAGGGGGAGGGAACAGUUUUCUGAAUGGUGUGUCUGGAGCGAAUAUCAGCCCUGCCAGACCUAUUCAUGGGAUUCCAAAUCUUUCAAGCAGUCCAGUUUUCGGAUCUCCAAGCCCAGGCAAAAGAGGCCUUCAGAGCUGUAGCCCACUAAGGGAAGGAGGACACAGCCCUGCUAAGUUGUCCCCAAGGAACCAGAGCCCUCUCGCAGGAAGAUUGCGAACCCCCAGCCCUGUGCAGGGGAAGAUGGGAAGCUACAGCCCUGCCAAGAUCUCUAAAUCCUGGCUAGGACUGCACAGAAUUCCAAGUGGCAAGAUGGACAGACAAGAGAAGACAGCAGGGAAAUCUUUGAGUGUGCCUGACUUGAUUGUUUACUUGGAUGAGAGCAGGAUUCCUGCUGAAAAAGUUCAGCGCUCUCCACUGAAAGUGCUGCAGUCGCCCAAAUGCAACAGGACAGCCAUCACCAUCAAAGCACCAGUUAACCAUAGACUCACUCAAUCCACAAAUGAAGCUCAUCUAUCAAACAAAGGCAAAGAGCAUCACCCUAGAAAAAUUAAUGAUGUAUUGCAGGGGAAGGAUUCCACAGUAGUAAUCAUGAACGGAAUAAAUGACAGAAUGGAAGAUGGUAAGCUCACCAAAGGAUAUGGCUCCACAUUUUCCUGCCAGGGGAACGAGGCGACUACAGAAGAUGGCAGGACUCACAGAGAGUCUAAAAGUGACCAGAAAGAGGAGGGAGGAGGAGGUGAGCCAAAAGAUGAAGACAACACAGAACAGAAGUUGUACAAAAUAGCCAGUGAACUCCUGCAGACUGAGAGGGCCUACGUGUCUCGUCUCCACCUGCUAGACCAGGUGUUCUGCGCACGCCUGACAGAGGAGGCAAGUCGAGGCUCAUUUCCUCCUGAGGUGAUAAGAAACAUCUUCUCCAACAUCUCCUCUAUCUACUCCUUCCACAGCCAGUUCCUGCUACCUGACCUGGAAAACUGCCUGAGCCAGUGGUGUGUGAGCCCAGGUCUGGGUAAGGUUCUGCUGCAACACGCACCCUUCCUGAGGAUGUAUGCCGACUACGUCAGGAACUUUGACCAGGCCAUGGAGCUGCUGAGGACCUGGACUGAGCGCUCCUCUGCCUUCAGAAACCUCAUCCAGGACAUACAGAGUCUGGAGUCAUGUGACAGCCUGACCCUGCAGCACCACAUGUUGGAGCCAGUCCAGAGGGUUCCCCGUUAUGAGAUGCUGCUCAGGGAUUACAUAAAGAAACUGCCCAAGGAUAACCCAGAUUAUGAGCUUGCUCACAAGUCCUUGCAGACAAUUUCCAUGGCAGCCACCCACUCAAACAGCGCCAUCCACAAAGCUGAGGGCCUGAAGCGGUUGCUGGAGAUCUAUGAGAUGGUUGGAGAGGAGGAAGUGGUCAACCCGGCAAACGAGUUCCUCAGGGAAGGUCGUCUGCUCAAGCUCGCUGCCAGGAACACGUCUGCCAUGGAGAGGCACCUGUUCCUGUUCAACAACUUUCUGCUGUGCUGCACUCCGAAGUUCAGCCUAGUUGGGCAGCGUUUUACUGUGCGCUGCAGGAUUGGUGUGGAUGGCAUGCAGGUGCAGCAGACCACCAAUGAAGACCACCCAUACAGCUUCCAGGUCUCUGGAAAGGAGAGGACCCUUGAGCUUCAGGCCAGCUCUGAACAAGACAGAGAUGAGUGGAUAAAGGUAAUUCAGGAAGCCAUUGAUGAGUUUCAGAAGAAAAAUGAAACUUUCAAAUUGGCAUCUAAGGAACUAAACGUAGAAGAACCCAUAGAGGAACUCGGCCGACGUGCCCCCCGCUGGAUAAGGGACAACGAGGUGACCGUAUGCAUGAAAUGUCAGGAGCCCUUCAAUGCGCUCACAAGGAGAAGACACCAUUGCAGGGCCUGUGGCUGCGUGGUGUGCUGGAAGUGUUCAGACAACAAAGUGGCUUUAGAGUAUGAUGGCAACAAGCUGAACAAAGUGUGUAAAGAUUGUUACUCCAUCCUGACUGGUCAGAGGGGGGAGGGGAAGAAGAGACGAAUGCUGGAGUCUGAGAUGUCUCCAGAGUCCAGUGACAGCAUCAUGAGUGGCUUCCUGCUGUAUGGUGACGACCCCAACACCUGGCAUCAGGUGUGGUCCGUUAUUACCAGGACUGAAUCGCUGGCCCUCUGUCUGUACACUGCUCCACAGGAUGCAAAGCCCCUGUCCUGUAUACCUCUACUGGGCUGCGGUGUGGAGGAUUCCCCUCAGGAGCUCCAGGGUCAACCUUGUUUCUGUUUAAGGCAAUCCAGGAUGACCCACACUUUCUCCUGCGACGGCCUGGACGUCAAGCACAGCUGGCUGACAGUUCUGAAAGCUGCUGUGAUAGGCAGGGUGCCAGAGGGCCCACUCGGUGGCAUUGACGUCAUCACCAAUGGCCCCAGAUGUGGCAUUAAUGGUAAUGUUAAUGAUGGAAGAGUCUUCACUGGUGAGGAACCUAACGGUGGCAAAAUGAAAAGCCACUCCUGAUUGAGAGAGAUUAGACACUGUGGAAUGUUCUCGCACAAGCAUGUACAUACGGCAACAGAUGGAACCAUAAAAUCCAUAAAGACAGUAGCUUUGAACUACAUAUUUGAUGAAAUGAAUGAAAUCUAGAAGUGAAAUUCAGGAAUAUAAAGGUUGUUAUAAUAUGAUAUUCAGACUGUUUUCCUUUUAAGUGGCAAUGCACUUUAUUUCCGAAAUGGUUUACAGUAAAAUAAAUAAAGUGAAGGUGUUUUAA